Molecule: messenger RNA, 3234 nt
Organism: Heterocephalus glaber (naked mole-rat)
Lineage: Eukaryota; Metazoa; Chordata; Mammalia; Rodentia; Bathyergidae
Gene: Epgn
Product: epithelial mitogen
Biological process (GO): positive regulation of mitotic nuclear division; epidermal growth factor receptor signaling pathway; positive regulation of cell population proliferation
Molecular function (GO): epidermal growth factor receptor binding; growth factor activity
Source: RefSeq, a predicted model, not a curated record
CUCAAUAAAACCUGCCACCCAGCAGUCUAGGAGGAUAGGAGAAAGAAAGUUAAGCAGCCAUAGGAUAUGGCUCUGGGAGUUCCAGUGUCAGUCUAUCUUUUCUUCAAUGCACUGACCGCCCUGACCACUGAGGCCGACUGGACCAGGACAUCCCCAGGCACAGCCCCCCAAAGCAACAGGACAGCUAACAAGACCCAAGUUGAUUCUGUGGAAGGACCCAUUGCCCUGAGGUUCUCACACCCCUGCCUGGAAGACCACAGCAGCUACUGCAUCAAUGGCAUGUGUGCCUUCCACCAUGAGCUGGACCAGGCCAUCUGCAGGUGUUACACUGGUUAUACUGGGGAAAGGUGUGAGCACCUGACCUUAACUUCAUAUGCUGUGGAUUCUUAUGAAAAAUACAUUGCAGUUGGGAUUGGCGUUGGACUACUACUAAGUGGUUUUCUUGCUGUUUUUUACUGCUACAUAAGAAAGAGGUGUCUGAACCUGAAAUCUCCCUACAACAUGUGUUCUGGAGGAAAAGAACCACUGUGAGGCCUUUGGAAGACAUCGUCAUUGAGUCUUUUGUGAAAACCUAUGGGCCUCAAAUUGAAAUCAAAUGAAAAAAUGCCAAACCUACUAGACUUGAAAAUGAUGGAAGCUGGGAUCCUAGUGAUGUGAUCGGAUAAAAUUCAACACUCAUUUCCAGACUUUGCCACCCUUGGGUGCCGUGGAGCCAAGUGCACAAACUCUAAGGGCAGAAUUCAAGUGCCUGCUCCCUCUGUGGGUAUGUGGUGCGGCUAUUGUUCUCACUGCAGAAGAACUGUCCAUGCUUCUGACCAUGUCAGAGGUGACUCUUCCUGGUAAUAACUCAGCCUCACAGCAGACCAAAGCAGUGCCAAGCAUGAGCUGUUCGUGUGCUUGCUACUCACCAUUGUGGAUCAUUUCUGUAGACCAGCUUUGUGUCUGUGCUCUCCCAGGACCUAAUCCCAAGCUUUCUGCUUUCAUGGUACUGAAAUGAUUCAGUGUCAACUUUUAGGAUGAGAUCAGUGUUACAGUACCUCCAGCGAAUUGAGUAUGGGUCUUGAGCCACUGAAAAGAAACUGAAAUGCCCAAGGGAAGCACAAACCACUCCCAGCUUGUGACCACACCAUGCAGCCUUUAUCUUGGAAAUAUGGAAUAAGCUAAAGAGAUUCUGGGGCCUGAAAGCUAUCCAGAUGUCAAGUCCAGAGCAAGCAGAGCACUUGUGUUUCUGUAUAGAUCAUGGAGCUUUCUGUUCGGCCCGUUUCUCCCAUAAUGCUUUGCCACUUCCUCUUGAACAGUUUCCUCCACAGCGAUGGUGGAAUUACCAGGUAGCUGUCCGUUUGGACUGAAGUCCUGGACUAUCCUAAUGAUGAAAAAUCUACAAUUGUCAUGAAACAGAAACUGAAGAACUAGAUAAAGGAACUUUUUCACCAGUUAACAACAUGUGGAAACGUCUGUAUUUCUGAACCCUUGUAACAGAUUUGGACAGAGGAAAAAUGAAGCAGUGGUAGAAGAAACUACGGGGAAUCAAAUUCCUUCCUUUUUAAUUCUAUUUCUGAGGGGCAGGGAUGUAGCUCAGUGACACUGCACCUGCCUGGCAAGCGUAAGGUCCUGAGUUUGAUUACCAGUACCAAACCAAACAAACAAGCAAACAAAAAAACAAGAAUCAAUUCUAUUUCUGCCAUAUAAUUCAAAUAGUCUGUGCAAGUUCCUUAAUUUCUUUGGGCUUUGGAUUUAUUUUCUAUAAAACCCUUGUACCUCUAAACUUUGAUAGUGGGAGAAGCAAACAAUGAUGUGUGUGCCUCAGGUGAGAUUAUUCCCCAUACUUCCAUGUCCAGCGUCACUUCCAGCCCCAAAGCACACCACUGACUAUCAAUCUUAGGUGUAGAUUUUAGUGUUCCCUUUGUAAAAUAGUAAUUUAUUUUAAAUGAAAUGAAAGAAAUUUAACAGCUACCAUUUUUCUUAUUGGAGUCAAUCUAAAACGACAGACUCUUUUUUUUCUUCUUUACUUUUUUUUUUUUUUUUUCCAAUUUGAUGCACUUUUGAUGAUGGCUUGGUUAAAGAGGGCCAGACUUGAAUGUUCUUAUAUCCAUAGUCUGGUAACAAGCCUUUCAUUUCCAUGAACUUUAGGUUUUCCUCAGCCCUUUGAAAGGUGUACAUUCUACUUUCCUUUCCUUGUUUCUCCUUCAAAAAGAAUUUAAUGCAGAUGAGUGGUUUGUCAGCACUUUCUGGUGCCCUCCACCUUCUGUAAAGGUUACAUCAGGAGGGUGGGGAGGGAACGUUCCUUCCAGUGACUCCUGCAGCCACACCUAGAAAGCUAUGCACUUCCUGGACAUUGCAAAAAGAUGUAAAAGAACCUGGGAGAGUCGGGGAGAAACUGUAAAGGCCUGCUUUUAAUUAACUAAUGAGGGAGAGAAGAAUUAAUGAUGGAGUCUGCAAAGGAUACACACAGCCAGUCCUGAAUACUUGGUGUCAGUGUUUGCCAAUUUUAAACACAAUAAAUUGAAAUUAGAACAUUUGACAAAGAAUUAAAAUUCCCAGGUUUCUAAAUCAAAAUGUUAACCAAAACAAUAUAAUACUCAAUUUUGUGUACCUAUGGAAUGUUCAUUAACAGUAUGAAAUCGACUCAGGGAGACUGUCCAGACACAGAGUACAGCUCAUGAAAGCCAUUGGUGUAUGGCCUGUCACAGGAAAUCAUCCUGUGACCCCAAGAUUGAAUCAUCUUUAAUGCCCAGGGUUAAGUUUGCAGGAGGAAUCUGGCGCAUUGCAGUGGAGCCGGGCCACAUCUGGCAGUGCUUGUGUAUGUAUGCGGGACUUGAUGAGAAAAUGUUUCACUACAAGAUGGGCUGCACAUGGUUUCAUUUUCUAUUUUUUUCCGAUAUGCAAUAUGACCCUGAAAAGAGCCAACUAGUUAGUCCUUGCAUCAGAACUGCACUUUCAGCUAUCAAUCAAGGGUGAUUAAGUUGAGUGGAUCAUGUAACAAUGAAAUGAUGACAUAUUUCUGGCAUCUUUGACUAAAUCAAACUACCCAAGGAAUCCAUCAACUUCUUUCACUCCCCUUUUUGUCUCCUCCCCAUGUCUAUCCCUUAAUUUGCUGAGAGCACAUUCUUAUGCCAGCAGUAUUCACCGGUGAAUCACUGGUUAGCACUUUGGAGCAUGAUGGGGUGGGGGCGAACACCAUUGUCUCUGCCAUAACUGAGCCAGUGAAUGUACAUAAAAGGAGUUAUAACUGCU